Molecule: messenger RNA, 725 nt
Organism: Petromyzon marinus (sea lamprey)
Lineage: Eukaryota; Metazoa; Chordata; Hyperoartia; Petromyzontiformes; Petromyzontidae
Source: RefSeq, a predicted model, not a curated record
ACCGGCGGCCGUCGCCGCAAGCGCCCGGUCCAGCGGGGAAAGCCGCCGUACUCGUACAUCGCGCUCAUCGCCAUGUCCAUCGCCAACUCGGCGGAGCGUAGGCUCACCCUGGGCGGGAUCUACCGUUUCAUCACGGAAAGGUUCCCCUUCUACCGCGACAACCCCAAGAAGUGGCAGAACUCCAUCAGGCACAACCUGACGCUCAACGACUGUUUCGUAAAGGUGGCCCGGGAGCCCGGAAGGCCCGGCAAGGGGAACUACUGGACCCUGGAUCCGGCCGCCGAGGACAUGUUUGACAACGGGUCGUUCCUGCGGCGGAGGAAGAGGUUCAAGCGCUGCGAUGUGACCACCUACCCAGGCUUCCUCCACGACUCCAGUGCCUUCACACCCGCUCAGCUCGGCCGCCCGCUCUACCCGCACCACCUCUACGCCUCCUCUUCCUCCUCGUCAUCCUCCAUCGCCGCCGCCGCCGCCAUCUCCUCCUCCACCUCCUCGUCCAUCGCCGCCGCCGCUUCCUCGUCCCCAUCAUCGUCGUCCAUCGCCCCCGGGCCUCACCACCAGCCGGGCCCUCUCGGGGUCGCGACCUCGGCCUACGGCGGUGUCGCUGUAGUCGGCGGUGGGCUCCUUCAUCCGCCGGUCCUGGCCCACCACCACCACCACCACCAACACCACCAACAUCAUCUGUCUCAUCAUCUGCAUCUGCCCCAUCACCAUCACCACCAGCA